AUGGCUGUAGGAAACAACACUCAACGAAGUUACUCCAUCAUCCCGUGUUUUAUAUUUGUUGAGCUUGUCAUCAUGGCUGGGACAGUGCUGCUUGCCUACUACUUCGAAUGCACUGACACUUUUCAGGUGCAUAUCCAAGGAUUCUUCUGUCAGGAUGGAGACUUAAUGAAGCCUUACCCUGGGACGGAGGAAGAAAGCUUCAUCACCCCUCUGGUGCUCUAUUGCGUUCUGGCUGCCACUCCAACUGCUAUUAUUUUUAUUGGUGAAAUAUCCAUGUAUUUCAUAAAGUCAACAAGGGAAUCCCUGAUUGCUGAGGAGAAAACAAUUCUAACAGGGGAAUGCUGUUAUCUGAAUCCCUUACUUCGAAGGAUCAUCAGAUUCAUAGGGGUAUUUGCAUUUGGACUUUUUGCUACUGACAUUUUUGUAAACGCCGGGCAAGUGGUCACUGGUCACCUAACACCAUACUUCCUGACAGUAUGCCAGCCAAACUAUACUAGUACAGACUGCCGGGCACACCACCAGUUCAUCACCAAUGGCAACAUCUGCACUGGGGACCUAGAAGUCAUAGAACAGGCUCGGAGGUCCUUCCCCUCCAAACACGCUGCUCUGAGCAUUUACUCUGCCUUAUAUGCCACGAUGUACAUCACAAGCACAAUCAAGACAAAGAGCAGUCGACUGGCCAAGCCAGUGCUGUGUUUGGGGACCCUCUGUACAGCCUUCCUGACAGGCCUCAACCGGGUCUCAGAGUACCGGAACCACUGUUCGGAUGUGAUUGCUGGAUUCAUCCUGGGCACUGCAGUGGCACUGUUCCUGGGAAUGUGUGUGGUUCAUAACUUUAAAGGAACGCAGGGCUCUCCUUCUAAACCCAAGCCAGAGGAUCCCCGUGGAGUUCCCUUGAUGGCUUUUCCAAGGAUAGAAAGCCCUCUGGAAACCUUAAGUGCACAGAAUCACUCGGCCUCCAUGACUGAAGUCACCUGA
Messenger RNA from Cricetulus griseus (Chinese hamster), 978 nucleotides. NCBI's taxonomy places the organism in Eukaryota, Metazoa, Chordata, Mammalia, Rodentia, Cricetidae. The record is from RefSeq and is a predicted model, not a curated record.